UUAGACACAUCUAAUCUUUAUAAGACGUUGUUUUACAAUUUGGCCAGACGGGAUAUUUCACAUAAAUUACUUCAAACAAUAGAACCAUGAUUGUAAAAUGGUGUAAAUCAAAUUGCAACAGAAUUGUUUGAUCUAAAUUUUCCCAAGAAUUAUACUGUGAACAUGAACGGAUUCUUUUCGAUUUUGACGGGGGCUAACUUUUUGGUAACUUUCCAAUAAUGUAAAUAUAUCGUGUAAACCUCACGUGUACCUCUUUGCGGACCAUGUACCUGUGCAAAAUUGCAUAACCAAUCCUAAUAUGGUAAGGCUGGGGGUGUGUCGUGACGUCACUCACCAUAACGGGCGAAGUGAACCUUUUGUAUAUUUGGUUGCAUCAAAACUUUUUCGCCGGUAAGAAAUAUUCGCGCCGGCUGUUUUCCUUUCGUGUUUAGCCAGAUUUGUUCCUUGCUUGUCCUCUUUUACAUCAUGAGUCGCAAUAAGAAGCAACACUCUCCAACUGUUCAUUUUGUUGCUGGUGGUUUGGGAGGUUCGUUCGGCGCCUUCGUAACAUGUCCUCUGGAAGUUAUUCAGACAAGACUUCAAUCGUCCGCAUUUCGGCUUCAAAGAACUGCAAAACUUCGGGUUACCCAAAAUCUCUCAUCAACUGGCCCAGCUGCAAAUUUCAGUACAACCACUGUGGCUGACUCGAAACUAAACAUCGCCGCGAACCGUUUCAAAGGAAUAAUUUCGUAUGGAAGGUACAUGGUUCAACACGAAGGGUUCUUUUCGUUAUACAAAGGCCUAGGACCGACACUGAUCGGUGUCACUCCGUCGAGAGCGAUAUACUUCGCCUUGUAUUCCACAGCAAAGGAUAAGUUGAACAAAUCCGGCAAACUAACUGCUGAUUCUACGCCGGUGUAUAUGAUUUCAGCCGCGGCUGCUUCGUUUGUUAACCACACAGUCACAAACCCGCUGUGGUUUGUGAAAACGCGAUUGCAAUUAGAUCACAGAGACGCUCGGAGAGUAAGAACUUUCCAGAUAGUGAGAGACGCUUACAAGAGCGAAGGAAUCAGAGCUUUUUACCGAGGGCUUUCAGCAUCUUAUGUGGGAAUCUCAGAGACGGUCGUGCAUUUCACGAUCUACGAACAAGUGAAAGCGAGAUUACUGAAGUUUCAACGCAAGACACUUCGAGACCUGAAUGUGGUCGAGUGUCUCCUCGCUGCCGGUUUUUCAAAAUCUAUCGCUGCUAGUCUUUGCUAUCCGCAUGAAGUUGCUCGCACCCGCCUCCGUCAACAGGAAAGCGAAUUUCUGGGAAAGGCCAAGUACAGAUCGUUUCUUCAAACACUGAAAACUGUCGUAAAGGAGGAAGGAUGGAGUGGUCUUUAUGGAGGUUUAGGAACUCACUUACUUCGUCAAGUGCCUAACACGGCGAUCAUGUUCUUUACUUAUGAAGGAGUAGUACAUCUUUUAGAAUCAGGGAACGCAUGAACCGUUCUAUGUAUGUUGGAAAUCGAAAUUUCAUAAUCACCAAUCCACACUGUUAUCAGAAAUUUCUGGCAAUAACGAAAUGAAUAAGCUUAAAUUUUGUAGUUUUCGUGAACGGAAGUGACGGUAGAUUUAGUAUUAAAAUAGUUUAUCUUGUUGAUUUUACUUUUUCUCUUGCCAAGAUUUGGCUUGGUUUGAAGUAUCGAGUUCUUUCGAGGAUAGUUCUUGAGUUCUUGUAGGUUAUUUAAAUUUAUUGUGGUAGGCUAAAUCUCUUUCGGUGGCAUUGGACCAUGCCAGAGAUUUCACAAGGUUAUGAAUAUUUAAGUGAUUUACAUUGUUUCCUUUGCUAAAAGGUUGCUUAGGAAUUUAGUUAAAUAAUUCGGGUCCAGGCUGAUUUGAGUAAUAUUCUUUUUUUUGCAGAAUGGCUAAUGUUUGGAGUUUAUUUUACCAAUAAUAAUUAUUUUAUGUAUUUGUUAAUUCCCCACGGGUAUAAAUAUUGGAAUGCAUGUGACUUUCCAUUGAGAAUUACAUUUUGGUAGUUCUGAGAGUAGGAACUUGCCAUAAAAAUAUUUUUUAUUUUCACAAAGUCUGUACAAAAUGAUCCGAGAAACACUUCUUUUCAAAGCUUGUUUUUUGUUUCGGCAUUAUUCAUGUCAGUUAUUAUGUCAGUUAAAGAAAAAAAAACAAUUGUUUCACUUGCCUUGACCUUCACCAAGUUCAGAGAUAUAAUUACUAAUUUGACUAAGGCUGCUCGGCAGUAUCCUUAUUUUGUUGUCCACUAUGCAUAUGACAACAGUUUGCUGUUUAAGUUAUCAAAUACAACCCCAAUGUAACGUGACUUAUCUGUUUGGUAUCAAGUUAAAAGAAGUAAUUUAUCUUGUUCAUCCUUCCAAUGUUUGUUUUUUUGGGUGAGGAGGCAGUAUUAAAUCCUUGUGUGGGAGGGAAAGAAGCUUGCAUGACAAGCAGUGUUAAAUUUUUAUUUACACUCCAACAUGAUUAAUUCAACUCAGGUUGCCUGUUUAUUAUUUUUGAUUAUUAUUUUGUCCUUUACUGUCGAUAUGAGAAUAAUAUGUUGUCCUAGCUAUCAAUGUAAACACAAGGUGGCUAUUGUUUGGUAUCAAGCAAAAAAUAAUCUUUCUUCCUAGGAAAAUUGCAUUCUUGAAAAAAUGUUUGUGGUUAAGGUGGAGAGGAAGCAUUUAUACUUACAUGGGAGGGGAAGGGAGGGAUGGGGGAGGGAUGGGAUUUUGUCUGCUUGAUAAGCACUGUAUCUAUUUAAUAUACUUUUUUAUUAAAAAUAUGAAUAUUUUUGUGGUUUAUAAAA
Molecule: messenger RNA, 2785 nt
Organism: Orbicella faveolata
Lineage: Eukaryota; Metazoa; Cnidaria; Anthozoa; Scleractinia; Merulinidae
Product: solute carrier family 25 member 36 pseudogene
Source: RefSeq, a predicted model, not a curated record